This is a messenger RNA of Myripristis murdjan (pinecone soldierfish), 1622 nucleotides long. RefSeq names its product KxDL motif containing 1 (gene kxd1). NCBI's taxonomy places the organism in Eukaryota, Metazoa, Chordata, Actinopteri, Holocentriformes, Holocentridae. The record is from RefSeq and is a predicted model, not a curated record. Gene Ontology annotation, biological process: lysosome localization. Gene Ontology annotation, cellular component: BORC complex. The coding region runs from base 220 to 774 and encodes 184 amino acids. The transcript is spliced from 5 exons.
CUGCCCGUCAUGUGACCGGAAGAGGUUGUUUCUGUUUUGUUUAGCCAACAUGGAAGAGUGUUGUUUUUCGGGUGACAUCUCUGAGAGCCGCUUUUGGAUGUGGGCAGCGGUUUUAAAUCUGUAAUUUGCACAGCAAGAGGUCGUCGGGAAUAUCGACCGUCGCAUCUUUAGUAGCAGGACGUUUUCAAGAAGAGGUUUUGCAUCUGCAGCAGCUUCAUCAUGGUGGAGCCCACGGCGUCCGGCAUGUUCUGCAACAGGAUGCUGAGCAUGGUCAACUCUGAGGACGUCAACGCCAUCAUCCAGGCCCAGAGGCACAUGCUGGACCGGUUUGAGAAAACCAACGAAAUGCUGAUAAACUUCAACGGGCUGUCCAAUGUGCGGCUGCAGCAGAUGAAUGAGCACUUCCUGCUCCACACCCGGACCCUUGUGGAGAUGAAGAAAGAUCUGGACAGUAUCUUUCGGAGGAUCAGGACACUGAAGGGAAAGAUUGCUAAGCAGUACCCAGAAGCUUUCAGCAAUAUCCAUGAGUCACCCAUCUUGGAGGAUGACGAUGACGAGUUUGACCUGAUUCCCCCCAGCGUCGCCACAACAGCCACGACUGCAACCUCGGAGCAGAGCACCGAGUCAUGUGACACGAGUCCAGAUGUGAUCUCCCCCACCGUGAGCCGCUGCUCUGAGGACCUCUCGCAGGAGCCGCCGGAUACACCCACCUCCGACAUCCCGGAGACCGCUGUGCUGAGGGACGAGGGCCCCGACUCUGUACCUGCAGAGUAGCAAAAAUUAAUGAAUCAAUGGACAGCUUAUUUACCCUUCCUAAAACCUGAGCUCCAUUCUGUUUGGAGAUCAUGUCGGUGUUUGGUUUGAUUUGUGUGCUCUGAGUGUGUCUUGGCUUUUGUAUGUGCAGAAUUUGUGUAUAAUCAAUUCAUCUAAACAAUACCAAUUGAGCACCACAGCCCUGAUUCUGGGUUUGGCCGUGAACUGUUUCCCAGAGCGAUGGGACUUGUUGACGUACUUGCCCACUCUACGCCUGUGCAGCACAAAAACAAUGCAGAUGAUACUUGAAGUUGCUUUAAACAACUAAAUCCCAUAUUACAGACAGUGAAAUAAAGGCUGUUAUGUGAUUAUAUUGUCAUUUGAAAAUGUUUUUCAUCAAGGUAGUUGAAGGCAGCGUUCGGUGUCCACAACCUGGUCUCUUGUUGCAACAUUAUUAUAUGGAAAAAAGUUAGAAACAGGAAAUAUGUUAGAAAUAAUGCUUACAUAACAUAUAGAUACAUGCACAGGGAGGUCAGAGGUCAGUUGCAGUGCAUUGCUCAAGGGCAUCUCAGCAGUGGUGGUUGACAGAUAUGGGUUUUUCUAAUGGUCAUCGCUGGUAUUUACACUCUACACACUCUGUGGUGCACUUAACUGGAUAAAUGAAACAACCUGUGAAUGAAAGAUAUAACGUUUUAGUGCACUUAACAGCAUUUAUCAGCAGAUAGCAGCAUCUCCUGGUUUCCCAGAGAGAAUGAACAUUUGUAAUGUAAUGCCAUGUAAUGUCAGUGCUCACAGUAGCACCUCUGGUUUUGGUCACAAUGAACAUUUAACAGUAAUGUUUUAUUCACUUGAACACAAAAAUAUUUGAA